This is a messenger RNA of Nicotiana attenuata, 1233 nucleotides long. RefSeq lists its product as uncharacterized. The record is from RefSeq and is a predicted model, not a curated record. The transcript has 2 exons. Lineage: Eukaryota; Viridiplantae; Streptophyta; Magnoliopsida; Solanales; Solanaceae. Bases 1 to 1233 code for a protein of 410 amino acids.
AUGACCACUGUGAGAGGACUCAUAGCUGUAGCAGUCAAAAGAGGGUGGAACAUGUUUAAGCUAGAUGUAAAUAAUGCUUUCCUUGAUGGAGAUUUGAAUGAAGAAGUGUUUAUGGAGGUCCCUCCUAGACAAGUAGUAUCUGAACCAAGACUAGUCUUUAGACUAUACAAGUCUCUAUUUGGCUUGAAACAAGCCAACAUACAAUGGUAUGCAAAAUUGAUAGAAGCACUGUGCUCAAAAGGUUAUGAACAAUCCAUGCAUGAUUAUUCAUUGUUAUACAAGAAGAAUGGUACAUCCUUUGUAUAUGUAGCAAUAUAUGUUGAUGAUGUGAUACUCACAGGAACAGAUCUUGAAGAAAUAAAGCUUUUGAAGAAAUUUUUACAUGAUAGCUUCAAAAUCAAAGAUCUAGGAAGACUUCAGUAUUUCCUUGGCCUUGAAAUUCUUUAUAAGGAUGAUGAGGUCAUCAUUUCCCAAAGAAAAUUUGUCAUUGACCUUUUGAAAGAGUAUAAUUGUCUCAGUUGUAGUUCCUUAUCAUCUCCCCUUGAUCCAAAUGUGAAGUUAAAAGCAAAUGAAGGUGCUCAUUUGUCAGUUCCCAGCUGUUAUAGAAAAUUGGUUGGGAAAUUGAAUUUUCUGACUAACACAAGAUUAGACAUUGCUUUUAGUGUUCAACAUCUAAGACAGUUCAUGCAAGAUCCAAGGGAACCACACUUGAAGGCAGCAUAUCACCUAUUGAGGUACUUGAAAGCUGACCCUAGCCUAGAAGUCUUCUUCUCCAAGAAUGAUGAUUAUACAGUGAGAGCAUACUGUGAUUCUGAUUGGGCAUCAUGCCCAGACUCCAGGAAGUCAGUGACUGGGUAUGUUGUUCUACUGGGAGAUAGCCCUAUCAGCUGGAAAUCAAAGAAACGAGAAACUAUUUCCUUGUCGUCAGCUGAAGCAGAGUACAGGUCCAUUAGAAAGGUGGUUGGUGAGCUAGUGUGGUUACAAAGGCUACUUGAAGAGCUCACGAUCUCUUUAUCCAGUCCUAUUGCAGUCUUCUGUGACAGUCAAUCAGCACUUCACAUAGCAAGGAACCCAGUGUUCCAUGAACGAACGAAACACAUUGAGGAACUCUUGGGUAGCUGCCGAGAUUGGCGAAAUCAAUUAGAAGGAAAAGAGGCGCGAUUAAAGGAAGAAGCAAUCAAUCAUGAAGAUACUGACGGGAUCAAUGAAGGCUUAACUAAAGGAAACAAAUAA